Molecule: messenger RNA, 987 nt
Organism: Cadophora gregata
Lineage: Eukaryota; Fungi; Ascomycota; Leotiomycetes; Helotiales; Ploettnerulaceae
Exons: 2
Coding region: 1-987 (328 amino acids)
Molecular function (GO): protein binding
Source: RefSeq, a predicted model, not a curated record
AUGCGAGGCCCUUCGCCAGUGCCAGCAACGAACGCAACUACUGCUCGAGAAAGUGCCGUUGCUGCCUUCUAUGCCAAAUCAACAACUGAGAUUCCCCGAGCUAAAUCUGCUGUUGUGAACAACAAGCUGUCAUUUCCCCCCAUACCGCAGACGCAGCAGUGUCCAUACUGCGGCGUCAUUAUUGAAUUCAAGAACAAUACGAGACCAUUGCUAUGGCAAAAUCACGUUAUUGGGGACCUGGAGCCUUUCAUUUGUGUUUUUCCACAUUGCCUUGAGACAGAUCAUGAAGGGCACGAGACAAAUCCGCUCACAUUCGAAACGUCGAAAGCCUGGUCCAGCCACCUUCAGACAGCUCACGGGCACAUGUGGGAGUGCAGGUCUCCUUCUCACGAACCAAUCGUCUUUGAUCAAGAGGCUCGGUACCAGGAGCAUUCAAUCAAAGAGCACGGCGUGCCUGAAAACCGCGUCGCGAUCCUUAGCAAAGUGGCACGGAGGCUAGCUGUUGACAAAGUGUCAGAGUGUCCAUUUGGCGACGAUUUUCAAGCAACGGGACAAGUCGAUUUUAGCGCCGUUUUCUCGAGCGACGCUCUCCAGUCUCACGUUGCUGGUCAUAUGAAGGAAAUCGCUCUACUCGCACUUCAAAAACUUCCAAUUGAGGAGGACGAGGACGUGGAGAGCGUGGCCAGCGACCAACCUUUGGAGGAUGGUGGACAGAAUGAGGCUUCUGGAAUCACACGUGCAUCCAUGUACAGCAUUCUGGUCGAUGAGGACCUGGAUCCUGAAGAAUAUGAUGCUGAAGCCGCAGAUCUGAGACAAGAACACAGCGGAGAGACUAUCAGUGAACAUGUGGUAGCACUGAACCUGGAGGACAAAGACAACUUGGGAAUGACGAAGCUCCACCACGCGGUACAGAAUAACAAUUGUGACUUGGUCAGAACCCUGAUCCAGAGUGGCAUCAGCGUAAAUGCUAGAGACAUAAACGGCUAA